AUGUCGCGCCAGCGAGCCUUAGCGCAAGCCCUAGACAGAGCAGAGGAGGUCAUGGCGAGAGCCCAGCAGAGACCCCCUGCCAGGAGAGUCCCACUGUCUGAGGAAAAAUCUCUCCAUGACAAGCUUUAUGACAUUUAUGUUGAAGAAUGCGGCAAAGAGCCCGAGGCCACCGACGAACUCACAACCAAUGUCAACCUGCUAGAGAAGCUGGUGAGUAGAGAGUCGUUGCCAUGCUUGGUGUUCAAUCUGUACCCAAGAGAACAGGGCUAUUCUAUCAUGCUGGAUGACAAGAGUGGGUCCUUAGCAGAGCCCAUUUCCCUGCCCUAUCAAGAGGAUCAGCUGCUGGAGUAUUUGGAUGCGCAACAGUUACCACCUGUUCUGCUUGACGUCCUGGACACAUCUCAGAUUAACAUUUUCCAUAGUGGGUGUGUCAUAGCAGAAAUUCGAGACUACAGGCAGUGUGUGGGUGUGGGCUCUGCUGCUCCCAGAAGUAAGCAUGUUCUCUUACGUCCAACACUGCAGACUUUGGUGUGUGGUGUAGAGGCCAUUGUAAGAGACAGCCCUUCAUCCACCCAGCAAGAGAAGCCCACUUGUGAGAGGCAACUGACUUUGCCUAUGUCAGAACCAGUGUUUCUGGAUCCCUCUGUGGCAGUAGCCUGCACUGACAACAGACUGCUAUUUACCAUGCACAAGAUGAACACUGCACCAAUGCAACAGUGUUUCAAGAGGCAUUUGCAGCCAAACCUGAGCCUGUUGCAUGAAUUGUCUCAAUGUUCUCCUCCACCUGACUUCCGAGUACUGACUAUUUGCAAAAAAAUGGAAAGGAAUAUGGGUCAAGAAUAUAACCUUAGGAUCACAUCACAGAAUUAUGUAGACACAUGGAAACAGAGACGCUGUGACCUGACUGUGCCUUCUGAAAUUGAUGUGGAAAAGUAUGCCAAGGGAAAAGAGGGUCCCUUACCUGGUGAUGUGCCACGGCAUUGCUGGCCACCUCUUGUGAUGGAAUAUGAUAGUUUGUUUGAAUAUGAACCUGAGGUUCAGCCAUGGGAAACAGACCCAAGCAUUGUGUUGACAAAUGAUGAUCCACUUUGGUGUGAUAUGGUAGAUCCACCAAAAUUUUCCACACUCAUGAGUUUUAAGCCUCCUGCACAGGUCUACACAUGUGACCAUUCUGGUGGUCUCAUGGCUGCGUUAAAGACUGAUGCUGGGAGGGCAGUCAGCCCAUGUCAGGAGUCUGUUCAGAGCACAGCUCAAGGUGCAGGCAAGAUGGCCUCCAGUGCCUCAUCCAGUGUCAGUCAACCCUCUCCAGGGGCAAAGCCACAGCAGCCUGCAACCUCAGUGUCAAAGAAGUCCUCAGUAUCUGGAAAGGAAGUGAGCCCAGAAGUUCUACAGGUCUCACUUGCCUCCAGCUCUGGACUGUGUUCAUCAGUUCAAGAUUCCUCCGUGCUACAGUUCAGCAGCUCUCAGAUGUUCCCAACUCUUCUUCCUAGUCCCAAGGCAGACAGCAUUUCUCAGGAGAGUCCCCUGGAUGUCAGAGGAGUUAGGUCACCUCCUCCUUCUGCUCAGCUUCUUGCUAGCAGCUCUGAAGGAACCCUUGUGACCCAGAACCCAGCCAGCUCCACUAGCCUGGAUGUCGUCAGUGAGGUGGGCCCUGUGCAGGGAGCCCCAGGUUUGAGAUUCCAGGUUCCUCCUGCCCUGCAACAACAACUGCAGCCCCAUGAGGAGAUGCAGGUGCAGGUGCAGGUGCAGGGGGCUGUGUCCAGUGCCUCUGGUGACAGUAGCCACACAGACCACUGA
Messenger RNA from Octodon degus (degu), 1797 nucleotides. RefSeq names its product transcription factor SPT20 homolog. The record is from RefSeq and is a predicted model, not a curated record. The coding region runs from base 1 to 1797 and encodes 598 amino acids. Gene Ontology annotation, biological process: regulation of transcription by RNA polymerase II. The transcript has 2 exons. Lineage: Eukaryota; Metazoa; Chordata; Mammalia; Rodentia; Octodontidae. Gene Ontology annotation, cellular component: SAGA complex. Gene Ontology annotation, molecular function: transcription coregulator activity.